Rhododendron vialii is the source of this 1612-nucleotide messenger RNA. RefSeq names its product cytosolic Fe-S cluster assembly factor NBP35. Gene Ontology annotation, molecular function: 4 iron, 4 sulfur cluster binding; ATP binding; ATP-dependent FeS chaperone activity. Lineage: Eukaryota; Viridiplantae; Streptophyta; Magnoliopsida; Ericales; Ericaceae. Gene Ontology annotation, cellular component: cytosol. The transcript has 3 exons. Bases 364 to 1428 code for a protein of 354 amino acids. Gene Ontology annotation, biological process: iron-sulfur cluster assembly. The record is from RefSeq and is a predicted model, not a curated record.
CGAAUCUGUUCAUGUUGCAGAUAUUGCCAAGAAGAUAAAUCUUGUUUAAGACGGUACUGAUCGAGUUCUGGUUGACGCAUAAUCGGAGAUGAUAGGAGGGGAUUCUAUUCUAUGAAAAUAGGUCUGGCUAUACUGGGUCGAACCCAUUUUAUCAGAGAAAAAACGUAACGGCGUCGUCGAUUCCGUUUGCAGGUUUUUAGUCGGUCGGCGAAGCCAAGGGUUGCAGUACAUAAACUCUUUCUUCUUCCAGCGGCUGUGGUCACAAGACAGACUCAGAACUCAUCAGCUGUUUCUAGAGAGAGAGAGAGAGAGAGAGAGAGAGAGAGAAGGAAGGAGGAAGAAGGACAUCAAUUGUCCAACGAGAUGGAGAACGGAGAGAUUCCUGAAGACGCCAACGAACAUUGCCCGGGUCCCCAGUCGGAGUCUGCUGGGAAAUCCGAUGCCUGCGAAGGAUGCCCGAAUCAGGAAGUUUGUGCUACUGCUCCCAAAGGCCCUGACCCAGACAUAGUUGCGAUCAUAGAGCGAAUGGCUACUGUAAAACACAAAAUACUUGUUCUAUCCGGGAAAGGUGGAGUUGGGAAGAGCACAUUCUCUGCUCAACUUGCAUUUGCCCUAGCAGCGAAGGAUUUUCAGGUAGGCCUGCUCGAUAUUGAUAUCUGUGGCCCAAGCAUCCCAAAGAUGCUUGGUCUAGAAGGCCAAGAAAUCCACCAGAGCAACCUCGGAUGGUCUCCCGUCUAUGUUGAGUCCAACCUUGGCGUCAUGUCAAUUGGUUUCAUGCUGCCCAACCCAGACGAUGCCGUCAUAUGGAGGGGCCCACGAAAGAACGGAAUCAUCAAGCAAUUCCUCAAGGACGUUUAUUGGGGAGAGCUCGAUUUUCUUGUGGUUGAUGCCCCACCGGGUACCUCCGAUGAGCACAUCUCUAUUGUCCAAUAUCUCCAAGAAACUGGGAUCGACGGUGCAAUCAUAGUGACCACCCCACAACAAGUUUCUUUGAUCGAUGUGAGGAAAGAAGUGAGUUUUUGCAAGAAGGUUGGCUUACAAGUUCUUGGUGUGGUUGAGAACAUGAGUGGACUAUCCCAACCACUGUUAGAUUUCAAAUUCUUGAAGGUUACAGAAACCGGGGAAGAAAAAAAUGUGACCGAAUGGGCUAUGGAGUAUAUGAAGGAGAAAGCACCGGAAUUGCUAGAUUUGGUUGGUUUUACUGAAGUAUUUGACAGCAGUGGUGGCGGCGCUGCGAAAAUGUGUAGCGAUAUGGGCGUUCCGUUUCUUGGAAAAGUACCUAUGGAUCCUCGGCUGUGCAAAGCCGCCGAAGAAGGUCGAUCUUGCUUUGAUGACACUAAGUGUGGGUUGAGUGCGGCUGCGCUUAAAAGGAUCAUCGAUAAACUGGUGGCUAGUGAAAUGUUUUCAAGCAUGGAAAAUGGUGUUUAGGUGUUUGGUAUACUAUCUUUUCUGGCUUUUUUUCUUCUUUUUAACUUACGAGUUAUGAAGAAAAUACAGUUUUUGUUUGGACCUCGUGUAUAUUCAACUUUUUGGCUGCUAGGCUUUGUUUUAUACAGAGGAUGAAACAAGGUUAUCUAAUACUUGGUGGAAAUUUUAACAAAAAUUUGGCUCA